This is a messenger RNA of Colletes gigas, 1670 nucleotides long. RefSeq names its product farnesyl pyrophosphate synthase (gene Fpps). Lineage: Eukaryota; Metazoa; Arthropoda; Insecta; Hymenoptera; Colletidae. Gene Ontology annotation, cellular component: cytoplasm. The record is from RefSeq and is a predicted model, not a curated record. Bases 172 to 1434 code for a protein of 420 amino acids. The transcript has 7 exons. Gene Ontology annotation, biological process: trans, trans-farnesyl diphosphate biosynthetic process. Gene Ontology annotation, molecular function: dimethylallyltranstransferase activity; (2E,6E)-farnesyl diphosphate synthase activity.
UUGAUUAUGUAGCGCGUGUUAGGUUAUGCGGUAACCGCCUUACAUUUUGACGUUUUCUUUUUCACGUCUGAAUAAAUUGUUGGUAGUUCUGUUUGAGAUAAUAAUCUUUGUUUUCGAUUUACGUCUGCAUUUUUUUCAUCAACAUUUUUAUAGUACUUUAAAUACGCAAAAAUGUCUUUCAAUUUACAAAAACAUGUUCAGUCUCUGUUUAAACGAAAUUUUUCACGUAAUUUCAUUGAUUCUAUACAUAUUAAAGAUAAUAAUUCGCGACAAUUUAAUCAAGCAUCCAGCACAUGCUUUUUACAUUCUAAGACAAAUACAUCCAUCUCGGAAUCUAUUAGAUUAACGAAAGCUGCCGCGAGAACAUUGUAUUACAUUCCUCAUUCCACAUUCGUGACGAACAAAGAUGAAAGUCGGGAAUUGAUGGCUGUGUGGCCAGACAUUGUUCGGGAUCUCACAGACGCUGGUCGUAAUUUAGACAUACCGGACGUUACAAAAUGGACAGCGAAGGUAUUGCAAUAUAAUGUUCCUACAGGGAAAAAAAAUAGAGCAUUAGCGGUUGUACAUGCAUACAAACUAUUGGCUUCUCAACAUCAGUUGACGGACGAAAAUUUACGUUUAGCACGAAUAUUAGGCUGGUGCACAGAGUUGUUACAAGCAUUCUUCCUAGUAAAUGAUGAUAUUCAAGAUCAAUCAAAAACUCGUCGCAAUCAACCAUGCUGGUACUUACAUGGUGAGAUUGGAUUGACAGCUGUUAAUGAUGGCAUGUUGUUGUCAGCUUGUUUAUAUCAACUUUUGAGAUUACAUUUUAAAUCGAAAGAUUAUUAUGUAAAUCUUCUAGAACUAUACCAAGAGACUACAUUAAAAACGGCAUAUGGCCAGUGUCUGGAUAUAUUAUCAACAAACUUUGGGAAAAAACCAAAUUUAGAUCUCUUUACAAUGGACAGAUACAAUUCGAUUGUUAAAUACAAAACAUCUUACUAUACGUUUAUACUACCAGUUACAUCUGCCAUGUAUCAUGCUGGUAUAAAAGAUCCAGAGAUGUAUAGACAAGCAAAAACCAUUUUAUACGAAAUGGGUCACUUUUUUCAAGUUCAAGAUGAUUAUUUAGAUUGUUACGGUGACCCAGAAACUACUGGUAAAUAUGGUACAGAUAUAGAAACAGGAAAAUGUACGUGGCUUGUCGUUGUAGCCUUGCAACGCGCUACACAAAAACAAAGGAACAUUUUAGAGGAAUGUUAUGGCGUCUCGGAUAUAGAAAAAGUGAAUCGUGUUAAACAACUUUUUGACGAGAUAGGUUUACCAAAUACCUAUUCUAUUUAUGAAGAAGAAACGUACAAUUUAUUGCACACGCACAUACAACAGAUAUCGCGUGGACUUCCCCAUGAACUCUUCCUAAAAUUAUUAGAAAAAAUAUACCGCAGAGUAGCUUAAUACGAUUAACUACAUAAUUUAAAUAGACUGAUUCAUUUCUAACUUUGACAAAACAUACUUAUGACGUGCUUCCUUUAUUCUAUAAAGUUAUAUAUUUCACAUAUGUUAGGAAUUUAUUCAUCAAGGAUAAAACGAACCAAUAGUAAAUGCAUUUCUUUUCUAAUAACUCUAUGAAUAUAUACCGUUAAAUCGACAAAAUUCGUUCUAACAUACGUAACGUCAAUAAUGAUUUAAGC